CAUUGGCCGGCUCGGCUAGUGAGCGUGCUGCACCUGCAAGUCUGCAGCCGGGUAUACUUGAGUCUCAGCAAGUAUCUCAGUGCACUAGAACAAGGCUCUCAAGCAGAGCACAAGCGGGUGCGGUGUUUGAAGUUCGGCGCACAGGAAUGAUGUCUGAUGAGGUUUUUAAAGAGAUGUCAGAACAUUAAAGUGAGAGAGACCGUUAGAGCAAAACAUAAGGAACUGUCAAAACAGAGAGAAACAGAAAGAAAUGGGAAGUAACGUUACUGUGAAGGGACGUCGGCGAUUUUUGGAGAUCAUCUUGGUUCUCGCGCUCUGUGCAACAAGCGCCAGCGGUCGAGGAGCCGUCAGUGAUACCCUUGCUGAUUCUCUGUCAUCCGUUGGUGGGACAUUACCUCACUUCCUGCAAGAGCCCGAGGAUGCUUACAUAAUCAAAAAUAAUCCAAUCAAGCUGCGCUGCCGUGCCACUCCUGCCCUGCAGAUCUUCUUCAAAUGUAAUGGGGAAUGGGUCCAUCAGAACCAACAUACCUCAAAUGAGUACAUAGACCAUAACACUGGGCUGAAAAUCCGUGAAGUGAUGAUCAAUGUUACCAGGCAGCAGGUGGAGGAUUUCCAUGGUCCAGAAGACUACUGGUGCCUGUGUGUGGCCUGGAGUCACCUAGGAACCUCAAAGAGCCGUAAGGCCACAGUGAGGAUAGCCUAUCUCCGCAAGAACUUCGAGCAGGAUCCUCAAGGGAACGAAGUGCCAAUGAAGGGCAUGAUUGUGCUGCAUUGCCGUCCCCCAGAGGGAGUGCCCAUGGCAGAGGUGGAGUGGUUGAAAAAUGAAGAAUUGGUUAGCUCCUUUGAAGAUGAUAACAUUGACACUCGUGCUGACCACAAUCUGAUCAUCAGUGAAGCCAGGCUCUCUGACUCUGGCAACUACACCUGCCUCGCCAGUAACAUUGUUGCAAAAAGACGCAGUGCUACAGCUACUGUAGUUGUGUUUGUGAAUGGUGGAUGGUCUCUGUGGACAGAGUGGUCUCCUUGCAGCGUGAACUGUGGGAGAGGAGUUCAGAAGCGAUCUCGGACCUGCACUAACCCUGCUCCUCUGAAUGGAGGAGCGUUCUGUGAGGGCAUGUCCGUGCAGAAGAUCACCUGCAAUGCACUCUGCCCAGUGGAUGGAGUCUGGGAAGAGUGGAGCGAAUGGACGAUGUGUAGUGCGCAGUGUGAGAGGCAGAGAUGGAGGGAGUGCAAUGCUCCACCGCCUCGUCACAGAGGCAAGUUGUGUGAGGGAGAAAGUCAAAGCACGGAGAACUGCACGGGAGGACUGUGUACACAAAAUGGGAAGCUGAUGCAUGAUGUUAAGCCUCAGAGUAUGGAGAACUCUAUUGAUGUAGCGCUGUACUCUGGUCUGGCUGCGGGGGUGAUCGCUGUGGUCGUCCUCAUAGUGGCCAUCACCAUCUACAGGAAGAGUCAAAGUGAGUAUGGAGUGGAUGUCAUUGACUCUUCUGCUCUUGCUGGGGGCUUCCAGUCCUUCAACUUCAAAACCACCAGACAGGGCAAUCCACUUCUGCUGAAUUCCUCAAUGCAGCCCGAUAUAACCGUCGGCCAGACGUACAGCAGCCAAAUCUGCUUUCAGGACUCCAUAGACAAAGAGCUCUUUGACCCCCUGCCAGACAAGGUCAAAGUUCAGAGCUCCUUAAUGUUUUCAGUAGGUGUGGCGGACCGGGCCGAGUACCAUGUGAAAGCCCAUCCAGAGACCCUUCCUGCUAACCUUCCUCCAAACUACAGUACAGUGGAAGGAAAGAUGAUGACUAUGAUUGUUCCUAAUGGACUUCACACACUCAGGAAGAGUCAGUUUAAGACGAGUGCAGUGUUUGGGCAUCAGGGUGGCCGAUUAGUCAUUCCAAAUGCAGGUGUAAGCUUGCUGGUACCUUACGGGGCGAUUGCUGAUGAUACCUCUUGGGAAAUGUACAUGCUCACAAAUCAAGAGGAGUCUAGUGCCCAAUCAGAGGAAAGGUGUGAAAUUCUGUUAGGGCCAGAGAUCACAUAUGGACCACCAGGGCUGAACCUGUCCUAUCCUGUUGCCAUGACGAUAGCUCAUUGUGCUGAAGUCAGCGCUGAAAACUGGAACAUUAAACUCAAGAGACAAACCAAGGACAACAAGUGGGAGGAAAUAAUGUCAGUAAAUGAUGAAUCAACCUCCUGCUAUUGCCUAAUGGAUUCGCAUAGCUGUCACUUGUUGUUGGAUCAGCCAGGCUGUUAUGCACUGGUGGGGGAACCCAUCACCGAUGCCGCUAUAAAGAGACUGAGGAUUGCUGUGUUCGGCAGUAUGGAGACCUUCUCCAUGGACUACAGCCUGCGAGUGCACUGUGUAGAUGACACACCGCAUGCCUUUCAGAGAGUGGUCACUGCUGAAACAAGUAGAGGAGGUCAGCUUCUUGAGGAGCCCAAGACGCUGUUCUUCAAUGGAAACUGCCUCAGUCUGCAGGUGUCCAUCCAGGAUAUCCCCCAGUUUCUGUGGAGCAUCAAACCCUUCACUACCUGUCAGGAAUUCUCCUUCACCCAAGUCUGGUAUAGGAACCAGCAGCCUAUGCACUGUGCCUUCUCGCUGCAGAGACAUAGUGCCUCAACCACCCAGCUCUCCUGCAAGAUCAGUGUGCGGCAGGUCAAAGGUCACGAGCAGAUCCUGCAGGUCUACACCUCAGUGGGAGAGAGUGAGAAAGAGACGGUCCCAUUUUUCACGCAGGCAGAUUGCACGGUGACUUCACAGACGGGAGCCAAAGCCUUCAAAAUCCCCCUGUCCAUACGUCAGCGGAUAUGCACCACCUUCGAUACUGCCAACGCCAAGGGCAAGGACUGGCAGCUCUUAGCUCAGAAACUCCACAUUCAAAGGAACCUGUCCUACUUUACCAAGCAGAAGAGUCCAUCUGCUGUCAUUCUCAGUCUCUGGGAGGCCAGGCAUCAGGGCACUGGAGAUCUUGACUCACUUGCAAGGGCUUUGGAGGAGAUUGGAAAGAUCCACUGUAAAAGUCUGCCUCAGAGUACAGAUGAAAAAGAAACAGACUUUACGUUUUGAGGGACUACUGAAGACUACAUGUUCUCCACCAGGUGCUGUUCCCCAGUAUCUUCAGUUUAGAGUUAAAUUGGACCCUGCAAGGCAUAUCCAGUCUGAGAGAAGACCAACCAGAUGGUUUCACGUGUCUAUACAUGUGCAAAGGAAGUAUGCGUUAGUAUGAAUUUGGCACAGAUUCAACAGCUUCAAAAUGCUUUUCUCGAAGCAAACAUCGAAGUACCAAGCCAUCACAUCUUACACAAAAUUCCGCUUUAGCCUUUCUUUGGUGUAGGGGUGGGCGAUAUAGCAAAAAUAUCAUAUCAUGAUUUUAGUUUUUUCAGAAAAGUCACGAUUCUUUAUUUUAUCUCCAAUUCUUUGUCAUGUUGGUUUUACUCUUUUGCAGGUUGUCUGAGCAGUACAGCCAAACUAAUUUCCCUUAAAAAACAAAACAAAAAAAAUAAACAAAACAAUGGCAGAUAUUUAGGCCAAAGUGGGCGACGCUAAAAAUCAUUGUCAUUAUUUUAUCUUUGUUAUUAAAAAUAGGAACAAAGAUGCACAUUACAAAUACACCUAAUAUAGAAACAAAAUAAACUGUUUUAUCUUUCAGGUACAGUAAGUGUAUUUAGCUGUAGCAAAUGAACAAAUAUAAAUAUGAGACACUAUAUACACUUCACUGUAUAA
Molecule: messenger RNA, 3715 nt
Organism: Carassius auratus (goldfish)
Lineage: Eukaryota; Metazoa; Chordata; Actinopteri; Cypriniformes; Cyprinidae
Product: netrin receptor UNC5D-like
Exons: 17
Coding region: 251-3058 (935 amino acids)
Biological process (GO): netrin-activated signaling pathway; axon guidance
Cellular component (GO): membrane
Molecular function (GO): netrin receptor activity; protein binding
Source: RefSeq, a predicted model, not a curated record